Molecule: messenger RNA, 129 nt
Organism: Racocetra persica
Lineage: Eukaryota; Fungi; Glomeromycota; Glomeromycetes; Diversisporales; Gigasporaceae
Source: the annotation of a GenBank genome assembly
GCUACAAAAAUUAACUUUAGCUCUAAUAACCCAUAUAAGAAUGAUAUAAAAGAAGAAAAAGUACAAAAACUAAAAACUACAGAAAUCAGCUUUAGUUCUAAUAAUCUAUACAAAAAUGAUAUAGAAGAA